This is a messenger RNA of Budorcas taxicolor (takin), 1665 nucleotides long. RefSeq names its product keratin, type II cytoskeletal 74. The record is from RefSeq and is a predicted model, not a curated record. Gene Ontology annotation, cellular component: keratin filament. Gene Ontology annotation, molecular function: structural constituent of skin epidermis. NCBI's taxonomy places the organism in Eukaryota, Metazoa, Chordata, Mammalia, Artiodactyla, Bovidae. The transcript is spliced from 10 exons. Gene Ontology annotation, biological process: intermediate filament organization; keratinization. The coding region runs from base 1 to 1665 and encodes 554 amino acids.
AUGAGCCGGCAACUGAAUGUCAAGUCUGGUGGUGACAAGCGGGGCUUCAGUGGGCACUCGGCGGUGGUGCUGAGGAAGGUUGGGGGCAGUGUGGCUUCUUACCGUGCACCCAGCAAAGGAGAUGGUGCUGCCUUUGGAAGCCGAAGCCUCUACAGUCUCUGUAGAGGGGAUCUCUGUAUUCCCCUCAAGGUGGCUGGCAGCAGUGUUCAGACUGGAGGUUACAACUUCAGGCUUAGCUCUGGGUAUGGAGGGGGCCGGGCCAGUGGCUUUGCUGGCAGUAUGUUUGGCAGUGUGGUCCUGGGGCCUGUGUGCCCAUCCAUGUGCCCAUCCAUGUGCCCACCUGGGGGCAUCCACCAGGUCAUCGUCAACAAGAGCCUCCUGGCUCCCCUCAACGUGGAGCUGGACCCGGAGAUCCAGAAGGUGCGCGCCCAGGAGCGGGAGCAGAUCAUGGCUCUGAACAACAAGUUCGCCUCCUUCAUCGACAAGGUGAGGUUCCUGGAGCAGCAGAACCAGGUGCUGGGGACCAAGUGGGAGCUGCUGCAGCAGCUGGACCUGAACAACUGUAGGAAAAACCUGGAGCCCAUCCUCGAGGGCUACAUCGGCAACCUGCGGAAGCAGCUGGAGACACUGUCCGGGGACCGGCGGAGGCUGGACUCGGAGCUGAGGGGCAUGCGGGACCUGGUGGAGGACUACAAGAAGAGGUAUGAGGUGGAGAUCAAUCAGCGCACAGCAGCCGAGAACGAUUUUGUGGUGCUCAAGAAGGAUGCAGAUGCAGCCUACACGGUCAAGGUGGAGCUCCAGGCCAAAGUGGACUCUCUGGACAAAAAUAUCCAGUUCCUUAAGUGUUUGUACAAUGCGGAGGUGGCCCAGAUCCAGACUCACACCAGUGAGACCUCUGUCAUCCUGUCCAUGGACAACAACCGUGACCUUGACUUGGAUAGCAUCAUGGCCGAGGUCCGAGCCCAGUAUGAGGACAUCGCCCUGAAGAGCAAGGCUGAGGCCGAGGCGCUGUACCAGAGCAAGAUCCAGGAGCUGCAGCUGGCAGCUGGCCGGCACGGGGACGACCUCAAACACACCAAGAACGAGAUGUCGGAACUGAACCGGUUCAUCCAGAGGAUCCGCUGUGAGAUUGCAAAUGUGAAGAAGCAGGCCAUUUCUGUGUGCAGUAAACCUGCCCCACGUCCCCUUCAGUGUGCCAAUCUGGAGACGGCCAUUGCCGAUGCCGAGCAGCGGGGAGACAGUGCCCUGAAGGAUGCCCGGGCCAAGCUGGAUGAGUUGGAAGCUGCCAUGCACCAGGCCAAGGAGGAGUUGGCCCGGAUGCUGCGUGAAUACCAGGAGCUCAUGAGCCUGAAGCUGGCCUUGGACAUGGAGAUCGCCACCUAUCGCAAGCUGCUGGAGGGCGAGGAGUGCCGGAUGUCUGGGGAGAAUCCCUCCUCUGUGAGCAUUUCCGUCAUCAGCAGCAGUGCAAGCAGCUCCAGUUCCCACCCUGGAUCCUUGGCCAGCACUGACCUUGGGGCCAGCACCAUGGCCAGCACAGUGACCAGCAGCUCCAGAAGCACCCAAAGCGGGCAGAUCAGGGCCAAAGGGGCACAAGGGGGAGACCCCAAGGACUCCCAAGACAAGAGCACCCCAGGCAGCGGCCGGGCAAGGAAAGCUGCCCAGUAA